This is a messenger RNA of Archocentrus centrarchus (flier cichlid), 2728 nucleotides long. RefSeq names its product solute carrier family 37 member 2 (gene slc37a2). The transcript is spliced from 18 exons. The coding region runs from base 422 to 1906 and encodes 494 amino acids. Gene Ontology annotation, cellular component: endoplasmic reticulum membrane. NCBI's taxonomy places the organism in Eukaryota, Metazoa, Chordata, Actinopteri, Cichliformes, Cichlidae. The record is from RefSeq and is a predicted model, not a curated record. Gene Ontology annotation, biological process: phosphate ion transmembrane transport; glucose-6-phosphate transport. Gene Ontology annotation, molecular function: glucose 6-phosphate:phosphate antiporter activity.
UCCGCGGGUGCGUCAGGCUGCCGCAGGGAGCCCCACUGUGGAAAAAUCUUAUGGAAAAAAAACACGGUUUUUGACGAGUAUUAAUAGUAUCGCUGUAUCAAACGUGCAUUUGCUUUUUGGAGGCAGGCCGGCUCCCCUGACCACGUAUAAAAGCCGCUCAGUAUGGAGCGCGGUUGGAGAUUUACGGACCGGACCUCCCAACGAGAGCUGCUUUACAGCUAGCCUUUGUGAGCCUUGACUUAGCAGGCAUACGGCUCCGUUCUCGUUAGGCAGGACCGCAUAAGGGAGCGUGUGUUUUCAUUCAGGGUUUGCCGGCUACUCAUCUGUGCCUGCUCAACAUCCAGCUGCUGCGAAGAAGACAUGCCUGCGACCCAGUGCUGACUAUUUGUUUUCGAGGUUUCACAAAGCUUAAAACAAGAAAAUGAAGUCGUCUCUGGCUCCUGGGAUAAAACUCAUUACCACCUUUUCUCGGGAUAGUUGGUAUCGUGGUUUCAUUCUCGUCCUGACUUUCCUCUUCUACACAGCCUAUCAUCUGUCACGGAAACCGAUCAGCAUCGUUAAGAGUGAACUACACAGAAACUGCUCCACCGUCAUUCGACCAGCAGACCUGAACAUAACCAAUAAUGUUACCUGGUGCGAUUGGCCGCCCUUUGACCAGGACAACUAUCAGACACUGUUUGGGGUCUUGGAUAACUGCUUCCUGGUUGCCUAUGCCAUCGGCAUGUUUUUCAGUGGGAUAUUUGGGGAGCGCCUCCCUCUGCGGUACUACCUGAGUUUUGGGAUGCUGAUGAGUGGAUUGUUCACGUGUCUGUUUGGCUUUGGUUUCUACUGGAACAUCCACUCCCUGGGGUACUACGCCUUUGUCCAGGUCAUGAACGGGCUGAUGCAGACCACCGGCUGGCCUGCAGUGGUGGCUUGUGUCGGCAACUGGUUCGGAAAGGGGAAGCGUGGCUUCAUCAUGGGUGUGUGGAACUCUCACACCUCAGUGGGAAACAUCUUGGGUUCCCUCAUCGCAGGAGUCUUCGUCUCCACGGCAUGGGGAAUGUCCUUCAUCGUCCCCGGAAUCAUCAUCGCCUCUGCUGGGAUCCUGUGCUUCUUCUUCCUGGUUGAAAAACCCGAAGACGUGAACUGCUUGUCUCCUCAGCAUCAUAGUGGUCAGGAGAGCGGUGAGACGGCACCUCUCUUGCAGGACGCCUCCAAUGUUGGCGCCAUCUCCACUGAGCCGGAGGAGGUUGUUGAGGAGCACACCGAGGCCAUCAGCUUCUUCGGAGCUCUCUGCAUACCUGGUGUGGUGGAGUUCUCCCUCUGUCUGCUCUUUGCCAAACUAGUCAGCUACACCUUCCUCUACUGGCUUCCUCUCUACAUCUCAAAUGUUGCACAUUUUGAGGCAAAAGAAGCGGGAGAUAUGUCGACAUUAUUCGAUGUCGGAGGAAUCUUGGGAGGCAUUUUGGCGGGCCUCGUGUCUGACUACACCGGGGGGAGGGCGACGACGUGUUGUGUCAUGCUGAUUGUUGCUGCUCCCAUGCUUUUCCUCUAUAAUGACAUCGGGCAGAGGAGCCUUGGUACUACAAUCGGUAUGCUGUUAUUGUGUGGAGGCCUGGUGAAUGGACCUUACGCCCUCAUCACAACUGCUGUAUCUGCUGACCUGGGGACACAUGAGAGCCUGAGAGGAAACGCCAGGGCGCUGUCCACAGUGACCGCAAUUAUUGACGGGACGGGAUCAAUUGGCGCUGCACUGGGUCCUCUGCUGGCCGGUGUGAUCUCACCGACCGGCUGGAAAAACGUCUUCUUCAUGCUGAUCUCUGCUGACGUCUUAGCCUGCCUGUUUUUGUCCAGGCUUGUUUACAAGGAAGUUCAGGGAUGGUGUGGGCGUGGACCUAGAGCCAGAGGGUUCAAAGAGUUCUGAAAUCACACACAAAGGGAGGAAAUGAUGCUGACACAGACUUCACCAUACAACCAACUAACUCUUUUUCAUCUCGGACAAAUCGGUGCGCUGAGCUGAUGAUUGAAGCCUUCUAACUGUAACACUGUUUCCAUACAGAGACUAAUCCACUCAUUCCUACGUGUUUUAAUGCUUUUAGCAUUAAAGGGUUUUCUACUGUACCUUUUUUUAUCUGGUCUUUUCAUUGUGUGUUUUCUUGGUGUUUUUGCAUACUUAUAAUAACAAUAACAUGACAUGUAUAUAUGAAAUUUAGUCAAUAAAGUCUGGAUUAGAUUUUCCUCUCUGAGGGUUUGUAUGGGUACAGAAAAGCCAGGCAGUACAUAACUGAAGAAACAUACUUUGAGUAAGUAGACUCUGUAAUGGGCUGAAGAUUUUAGAACAUAAAUUAAUUAACUUGGUGACGUUAAUGCAAAUAUUUGAUUAUACGGUAUGUCUUUAUUUAUGGGGAUGUACAGGUGUGGUGAGUGACAGGUACAUAAAAGCUCCAGUUGAGAUGAGAUUAGCUGAGAUUUUUAACAAUCUGUGCAAACUACAGGAUAUUUAAGGCAGAGCUCCAACUGUAAAAUUCCCUGCGUGGUGUAGGUGGUUCCAUUUGGCGUUAACUUGGCGAGUGUCAGAUGUAGGCUGCAGGCAGAGUCCAUGGAGCUGAACAUGCCCGUUGUUUAUGCAGACUCUGGCUUAUUUGCUUGAAUGUAUUUUUAGCUGUAAAGAUGGAAAAAAAAUCCACCUGUAUAUAUUAGAUUGAGACCAAAUGUAAAUAAAAUGGAGAAGUUGUAUAAAUCUAAA